CGGCGAAUUUGCUUUUCCCGAAGAAUUGUUGUAUAGCGACCUCAUCCGAGCCUUCGGAUUGGCCGCUAGCUCACGUGACUUACUCUCUAACCCAUACAGAUUUGCACAUACACAUAUCGCACUGUUUUGGGUUGUCGUCUGCUCGAUGUCAAGACUCCACAUACGGCAGUUUGUGGCAGGAAUAAGCAGUUUUAAUAAAUAUUAAAAAGUACGCGCGCUUAUCUGCAGCAGUUUACUGUACAGCUUAUCAUUUAAGCGAGCAUUUGGCACAAUAUCGACAACGCCAGUAUUUUAGUCAUCAUGUCGAUUCAGAUGACACACACAACUAAACCCUGUGAAUCAGGUGUACCAAUCAAGGAAUAUCCUGACUUGCUGGCCAUCCUUCCUGAAGGACAGGAAUAUCAUGUCUGCUGGUAUUCAGCAAUGGGUGAAGGCAAGUUUAAGUGUGAAAUAAGAGUGCCCAUCACUACUGCAGAAGAUGCAAGAGCUUGGUUUGACCAACACAAGAAAAAGGCCCAGAUUACAUGGCGUGUAAAAACAACUGCCCGAGUUACUGGGAAAGGAACCCUACUGAAAAUCUAUUACAGGUGUCAGCACAAUACUUUACCAAGAAGUAAAACAGCAGAUGAGAAGCCAAACUCCAAAAAUACAAAUUGCCCCGCUCAGAUGACCUUGACAGUCAAAGCAACUACCAUGAAAAAAAGCAGUGACCAUCAUUUGCCAGCUUUGCCUAUGAUUGUGCAUAUUGAGCAUGUGCAUAAUCAUCCAAUCACAGGCAAUGCCAAAGUAAUGCAGCACCGGGAUGUCUCAGAGGACACAAUUCAAAAAUUUAAAGAUUUGUUUGCUAGAGGGCACACUCCAGCAUCUGCUCUCAAUAUGCACAAAUUUAAUCUGCAUAUGGAGCACCCAGACAAUUACAUCUAUUUGGCCUCAGACCGUUCAGUUUGUCCAGACUUGAGUUUUGUUUACAAACUGUAUGCCAAAGUUUUCCAGAAGAGCUAUGGUGCAGAUUCAGGACAAGGUCUCCUGACUGCUGUAAAUAGUCUGAUUGAGAACUAUAACAAUGAACAGAAACUGAAGUGUGCAUCAAUGGAGCUCAUUAAGGACAAGACUGUGAUUGCUGUGUAUACUCCUUUAAUGAGGCGCAUUAGCGAGAAGCAUAGGGCCAGCGGUGAGCUGGUUUUCAUUGAUUCUACAGGAGGAGUAGACCGUUACAACUGCAGGGUCUUCCUCCUUCUUACACACAGUGCUGCUGGAGGUUUGCCACUAGGGUGCAUUAUAACCACCUCUGAGUCAACAGAUGCCCUAGAGCUAGGCUUUGACUUGUACAAGAGGCUGCUCUCAAAAGAUUCCUUUAAUGGACGAGGGGAGAGAGGGCCAGUUGUAAUUCUCACAGAUGACUGUGAAAUGGAGAGAAAGGCACUGAAAACGGUGUUUCCAGAAUCCAUUCUUAUUCUGUGCGUGUUUCACAUCCUUCAGGCAGUAUGGCGGUUUCUGUGGGACAGUAAGCACGCAGUUCCAAGAGAUGAUCGUCCUCACCUCCUGAAACUUGUCCGAAACCUUGUGUACGCGGACAAUCAACAGCAGCUGCAGGACUGUUACACUGUGUUAAGGAAUGAUCCUGUUGCUCUGCAGCACAGCAGUUUUAUAGAAUAUGUCAAACGAUUGUAUGAGCGUCAGCAUGUGUGGGCCAUCUGCCACAGAGAGCAGCUGCCUGUUCGUGGCAAUGACACCAACAAUUAUGUUGAGGCAGCCAUGCGGAUUUUAAAGGAUAGGAUCUUCCAAAGAGUUCGUGCAUACAGUCCUGCACAGUUGCUUGAUUUUCUGCUCACAAGCUUGCCAGCAUAUUAUGAGCGAAGGCUCAUAGAUGUCGCCAACGGACGCCUGGAUAUGACUUUAUCCAAGAAGUACGUACCCAGCAAGACAAAUUUCACUAAGGACAUGAUAACACCUUUGCCGAACAAUAUUUUCCAAGUGCACAGUGGGAAGGCGUGUUAUCUGGUGGACAUGUCUAUUGAAAUGUGCACAUGUAAGUUAGGAAAAAAUGGUGCACCAUGCAAACACCAGUUUGCAGUAGUUAGCCACUACUCACUGGAGGCUCAAAAUUUUUUGCCUAGAACAGAUGAAAAAAUGAAGUCUCACAUGAUGUAUCUUGCAACAGGCAAGCAGAAUGUGCCAUUCACAUGGUUUGCACCACUACGUGGAAGUGGGCAGACACAGGAUCUGGAAGAUUGCCUUGAGGAAAUAUCUGAUGCAGAAAAAGAAAAUGAACCUACGCAAUCAUUUGACUCACUUCCUCUUCACAAUGAUUCUGCAGACGAAUUUGAAAACCCUGUAUUACCUGAUGAGGAAACAACACUGAAAAGGAGGCAAUCAUUUGACUCACAUCCUCUUCAUAAUGAUUCUGCAGAUGAAUUUGAUAACUCUGUAACAUCUGAAGAGUUGACAACACUAAACUUAAGCAAAUGUGUCCUACAAAACGAGAACAUUGGAAAAAACCACACAUCCAAAUGGUAGCUCUAGAGAUUCUGGAAACAUGACACACACAUCGUCAGAAAUCAGCUUUUGAUAUCCUCCUUCACACACACAUAUACACAUUCUCUCUCACACUCACACUGAAAAAUAAUGAAGCAGCAGGGCCCAACUAAGUGAGCUUUUCUAAUAUUCCUCAGCAUCCAUUGCCCCUUUCCUAUUAGCUCAGUUUAACCACCUUUUUGAAAAUGGUUUGUUUCCUGAUGCAUGGUCUGAAGCUACCAUGCAAGCUUUACAUAAUAAGGGUGAUACUAAAUGUAUAUUUAUUUUUCCUAAAAACUUCUUGUAUAUGGACCUUACCCGAGCCUUCAGAUUGAGAAAACUGUAGAGGUAUUUCUCUGUUUAACAUCUGUAGUGAAAUUUACAUUUCUAUACUUAACAAAAGAAUCGCUGAAUAGAUUGAGCAACACAGUACUCUGGGUGAAGAACAAGUAGGCUUUAAGAGGGAUCAGCACAAUAGAUCAUAUACUUUGGUGGCACGUAUUUAGAAGCAGCUAGUAAAUCAUGAAAAGCUCUAUGUACCUUUCAUUGACUUCCAGAGAGCUUUCGAUUCAGUGAUUAGAGAAAAACUCUGGACCGUAUUACAGAAAAAUGGUAUACCUGGCAAAAUGGUUAAAGCUAUCAAAAGUAUGUUAAGGACAGAGUAAGGGUUGGUGGGGACCUGACUUUAUGUUAUAACUGCCCAAAAGGAUUAAAACAGGGUAAAUCUGCAUCCCUGUCCUAUUCUCUGCAUUUCUCAAUGAUUUAACACAUUAAAUUAGACAAAAGCUUACAUGGCUAUAUUAUGUGAUGAUUUUUCUGUACAAAUAUGGAUUUUGUUUCAUAUGGAAUAGUCAAGGGCUCUGUGUUCCAGUUCAUGGCAUGUUAUUCUGUUCUAUAGCGUCUAUAGAAUAGUGUUGAUGACACUGAGGAGUCUUGCAUGCCAACAGAUUGACCUCUACUCUUCACACUUGGAAGCCUACAUUUCAAAGGCAUUAAGCAGCAUGAGUACGAUCUGCAUGAUUGAAACAGUUUAAUAAGUAAUGGUUACACUUCGGCCUAGAGUUUUCAUAAUCUUAAUGGGCCCAUAUUUUUCUCUAAUCAUUAAGUCAUGUAUAAUAUAUUAACACUUAGCACUGUUAUAGAAAUCCAAGCCCUGGACAUUUGAAUAUUAAAACUAAGUUUAUCCUCCUCGCUGCUCACUCAUAACUAAUUGAGUACCCUGAAAAUUCAGGUAAAGAUGUUUAGCCAUCAUGCUUUCAAUCAAUCCUCUGGGUUGCCUUAUGUAAUAAUUUCACCUGUUUUGGUGACCAAUGAAAGUGGAAAAUAAUAUCAGGUCAGGACAUAGCAUGGAACUCUUGUAAAUCCUAAUAUUGUUUCUUGUGUGUAUGUUGCUAUUAUUAUUCAGAUGGUUUCCAGUAUAACAUUUAGAUUGCUGAAGGAAAAAACAGUAGUUACUAUCAAACGCUAUGGCAAAACAACUUGCUCAAAAUAAUAGGGAACACAAAUACCGAAACACAACAUGAUACUGGAUUGAAGAAUAUAACAGAAAAUGGACUCACUUGCUAGAGGCUUUACCACAAGAUAUGCACCAAAUGGAAUGAGCAUGUAUUUGUCAGUAUAGUCAAACCUGAAUUUGUUUAUGAUUAUGCUUAAUGUUAGUAAAAUAUACAAAGAAUGUUAAGAAUUGU
Molecule: messenger RNA, 4202 nt
Organism: Pomacea canaliculata
Lineage: Eukaryota; Metazoa; Mollusca; Gastropoda; Architaenioglossa; Ampullariidae
Exons: 4
Coding region: 301-2517 (738 amino acids)
Molecular function (GO): zinc ion binding
Source: RefSeq, a predicted model, not a curated record